This is a messenger RNA of Leptosia nina, 1386 nucleotides long. The record is from the annotation of a GenBank genome assembly. Lineage: Eukaryota; Metazoa; Arthropoda; Insecta; Lepidoptera; Pieridae.
AUGCUCAACCGUGGAGGCAGAUCUAUCAAGAUCACAAAUGUCAAGUCCAUUAAGCCUCCAGACCCAGAGCUAGUCAAGAAACAAGAGGAAGAGAAGCUAAGAGCUGAGUUACAAAAGGAGAUUGCUUCUCGAUACCGGACAUGCAGUUAUCAAGGUUAUGAAUGCCAGCUACCAGUAGUAUCUGGCCGAGCCUUCUGCGGGAGGCACAUCUUGUCUGACACCACUGCACCAUACAAGCAAUGCGCCCAGGUCUCAGCUCAAGGCAAACGUUGCUCUAUGCCAUCACCAAUAGACAAGGAGCAGAGCCUAUGUUUCGAGCAUGCAAGGGCGAAUCUACUAAAUCGCCAGAGAAGUGCAGCGCCUCCGCCCCCCGUGACUACAACGGAGACACUUUUAAAUCAAUUACAACACUACAUACGGCCAGAAAGAACUCGUACGACCUCGUGCGCUUCAUCCGUCUCUGUAGUCAGUGAUCCAGCUGAUCACGAGGUCACUACGCAUGCGGUCGAUCCCUUUAAGGAAAUAGAAGCGACAUCAGUAAACGCGACGGUGUCGUCGAAUAUAAUGGAAUGCGCAAGCGCAAGUGACAGUGACUGUGACAGUAUUGAGCUUGAAACUGACAUUACGGACGCGUUGUCUGACACCGAGGAUGCGCCUUGCGAGAGCGAACCACUAUGGCGAGCUGGUGUAUUCACAGCAGAAGAAGCGGUCUCUGAAGCGAAAAAUGUAUUGAAGUUGCUCCAAAAUGCUUAUAUCGGCCAAAUGGGAAGGUUACGGAUCUCUCUGCAAAUAGCUAGACAACAAUACCUCAAGAGUUUGAGAUCAGAGAAAGAGUUAUAUUGCAGUAUCAACACGCAGGCCAAAAGCGGUCCAUUGACUGUUCGUGAACGAAGGCAACUUCGCAAGCUGAAGGCAUACGCUGGGUAUCACAGGCGACAUGGCGUUGAGGCAGUAUUGGCUAGGAAACUACAAAAGAAAAGGGCUAAGGUGAACGAAAUUCCGUCAAACCGCGGGAAUCACAUGCAAGGUCGCUGCACGUUCACGGAGGGCGGGGUCCGUUGCACGACGCAUGCAUUGCCCGCGUCCAAGCACUGUCUGAAGCAUAUCCUCCAGGAUAGACAACAGGUGCUGUUUAGACAAUGUGGAGAUCCUCGUGGCGGCGUUCCUUGCAAGGAGCCAAUACCGCGGCUACCUCUCGCUUCAAAUCUCUGCAGAUACCAUACAGGCCCACCGAUCUACACUUCCUUUACAUUAAAGAAAGAUGACUCGGGCAGCGAUACAGAAUCUCAUUCAUCACUAGAGAGUGAUGCCGAUGACAUCCCAUCACCCCGGAAAAUCGAACCAGUGGUGGAGAGCAGUCUAACCGAUGUCAUGGCAUAUGAAUGA